Molecule: messenger RNA, 300 nt
Organism: Prorocentrum cordatum
Lineage: Eukaryota; Dinophyceae; Prorocentrales; Prorocentraceae
Source: the annotation of a GenBank genome assembly
AUGUACGACGCGCUCGACCGCCUCAGCCACGUCCAGCACUGCAUGUUCCACGGCAAAGCCCACGAGAUUCACGACCUGUUCUGGCACGGCGCCCGGUGCGACUCGCUAGGGUCAGAGCCCCACUUCGGCGUGAUCCACUCCUCGCGCUACGACUCGUCCGAGCACAUGGAAGCCAAGAGCGGGUUCAAAUACAAGCACGGGGCGUUGAAGCUGGCGGGCGCUGACAGGGAUGACUCCACGGGCGCGGAAAAGUUCAAGGACAAGUACGACCGCAUUCGCGGGGGGGUCACGGACUCCUUG